Molecule: messenger RNA, 6231 nt
Organism: Danaus chrysippus (African queen)
Lineage: Eukaryota; Metazoa; Arthropoda; Insecta; Lepidoptera; Nymphalidae
Source: the annotation of a GenBank genome assembly
AUGCAAAUAGCAAUGGAAGACAUAAGUAAGGAAUUAAAUAUAAACAGCAGAAAUAUAUUUACCACAGCCUCAUCAAACUUAUUUGCCGUCGUUGUCCAUAACACUUGGUUAAGAAAGUGGUUAAAGAAUGUAGAAAUAGAUGCUUGUGUAAAUAAUUUAGAUUUUACAUUGCAACCUGGUGAAAGUGUUCCUUAUCCAUGGAAAAAAAUAUUUAUUAAGGUAUUAAAAAAACGACCUUCUAAAGUGUUACCGUUACCGAGGUAUAAGUUAAAUGAGAACAUUGUUGAAACACCACUAACCUUCGCCCAGCUGCUCCAGUAUGUAUCACAAAGUAACCAGAGGAAUUUAUGGAAGGAGUCUUAUAAGAAAUAUUGUCAAAAUAAUGACACAAUAAAAGAGAGUACUAUAGUCAACCUGCUUGAGCAUGACCAGUUAUUAUCAGAAAUAAUACUUAGAUUGUAUGGCUGUAAUAUAAUAAAAUUAAAAUCAGAUACACCAUAUAAAAUUAAUGACUACAAAGAUAUGGGUAAUAAACAUGCUACCAAAACUUAUGAGACACAUGUAAAUCUAUUAGCAGCAAUUUUCACUUUAGAAACUGACAAUAAUUAUUUUAUUGUAUACAGAUGUAAUUACGAGAACAAUCUAUUAGACUGUCUAAAUUUUAGUCCAAAUUUAAUUGAUAAGACAUAUUCAAGGGGCUUGUUUAUUGUGUACCAAUUAUUGAAUGUGUCCAAAGCAUUAUGUGAUAGAGGCCUUAGCUUAGGUAAAUUGACACUACAUGAUAUUUAUUUGUCUGAAGACCUGUGGCUGCAAAUAAUACCGCCUAUGACAAAUAACAUCCAUUGCUUGGAUUCUGCAUUGAUUUGUGAACAGAGCAGGUAUAAACAGACACAACAAAAUAAUGUUGUUAGCCAGAGUAGUCAAAAACAAGGCGAGGAAUGGUGUUGGCGUAGUAACGCCGUACAAUUAGAAAAACUCUGUAUGUUGUGGGUGAGAGGCAGAAUAUCAAACUUGGACUAUUUGUUGCAUUUAAAUGUCUUGGCCGGGCGAUCGGCCAGUGAUCCGCAAGCACAUUUUAUGGUGCCCUGGGUAACUGAUUUUACUUAUAGAUGUGGUCGCAACUGGCGUGAUCUGAGUAAGUCCAAGUACCGUCUGAACAAAGGCGACCGUCAGUUAGAUAUGACAUAUGAUGUGACUGGCUGCGAUGGACAAAUCCCACACCAUGUUACUGAUGCACUCUCUGAUAUCACCUGUUAUGUGUAUUUAGCUCGGAGGACUCCAAAAGACAUAUUGUGUAAGUAUGUUCGUAACAAAUGGGUCCCAGCUGAGUACCCAGCAUCUAUACAAAGGAUGCAGGAGUGGACACCGGAUGAAUGUAUACCAGAGUUCUACACAGAUCCUACAGUCUUUAAGAGUAUACAUGAAGAUCUGCCGGAUCUAAGUAUACCAUCGUGGGCUACUUGUGUAGAAGAUUUCAUAACGAAGCACAGAGAGGCGUUGGAGAGUGCUCAUGUAUCAGAUAACCUUCAUCAUUGGAUCGACAUCACAUUUGGUUACAAAUUAUCCGGCUCCUCAGCAGUGAAGGCCAAAAACGUGUGCCUCUCGCUGGUGGACGGUCACUGCCGCACUCGUCGCGGCGGCACGGUGCAGCUGCUGUGCGCCCCCCACCCUCCGCGCCGACCGCGCGCACCCCCUCCCUUGCCCCUUAGGAUGAGGUGGACCACGCCGCGGGACCCACGAAAAUCCGUCCACGAUAGUUCAGAUGAAGUUUCUGAUGAGGAGGACGAGUCGAGCAGUCUACCUCAGCAUGUUUCCCGUUUAACAGUCCCAUCUCAAAGACCCCGCAGGCAGAAAAGCAGCAGUCGAGGACGAUCUUUAGGGAAGGGACAAGAAGAAGAUAGUCACAACGAAGGUAGAGCACCUUCCAGUUCGAGACAUUAUAGAGUGCAGCGCUCCGAACUCGGCAAAGGAGUUAUAUACUUACCAAAGGAGUUUAACCCUGCAGCAUCUAUACAGGCUCUAGAGGCUUUAGACAAUUUCCGCUUAAGAUGUUUCUUCAGUAUCGCAGAGAGUUGCGAAAAGGAAAAAGAUAAUAUUACAUUAAAUUUAUGUGCAGUACAGCAAGAGUCUAAAACGAACUCCACAACCAAUAAUAAAGAUGGCUCAGAGGACACUGCCUUCACGAAUCAUAUGUUUCAAGCUUCUUACGAUCAGGUUUAUUUGAAGAAAUUCAGUCAAAAUAACUUAGAAAAUGUUCUCAAAGAGCGGAAGAAUAGAAUGUUCAAUGCUCGCUAUACAACGGAUGCUGCGAUUUACAAGCAAUUUAUAACUGAAUGUAGGAAACAGGAUAUGUUAGUGAUCGGGUGCCUUAUAGUUGAGAUUUUCCUUCACACUCUCAUGCGUCCAUUAAGAUUAAGUAAUGACAACUUUGUUGAGAGGUAUAAUAGCUGUCGCACUAUUCUCAAGUAUAAUUUUAAUGCUAUGCCUAAAUGCGUUAGUUAUAUUGCGUCCAUUCUACUGAACGUAGAACCUCCAUAUUUAAGUUUCAAAAGUGAAUUAAGUGUUAAACGAGAAGACUUUGUUAAAAAAGUCGUAACCGACAAAGGUUUGCCACCAGCAACAGCAUCACAAUUACUCCAGCCUUUAUUAAUGCAGAACUUGAUACCUUUCCCACAAAGUUUUAGUAUUCUAUACAGUCUUCUGAGCACGUUACAUGAAUACGAACUGACGAGCAACGAGUUGGACAUAUUGUAUACUUAUGAAUGCGAUGGUACAGAAUGUGAGAAAUAUCAGAAUGUUGAUAAAACAAAACUAUACUUCACACAGAAAACAGCUGAAGGAAAAAUCCAGGCUUGUAUCACACAUCUCGGACUACUGCUCAACCAAGUCACUUACGAUAAUCAGUUUAACGUUCUCGAUAUAUUUCUUCAGCACUACAUACAGCUGUUAGAAAACAAGGACACCUCAGUGUUAGCUGCUUGGCAUUUAUUUGACAUGGUCAGCAAGGCUCUAGGUCCGGAAGAGACGAAAAAUAAACUAUUGAAACAUAUUCUUAAUCUAUACGAGGACGACGACUAUGCUUAUGAAAGGUCCGAACACAAAAUGACUGACGUUGAUGCUAUAACGAAUGCACGGUUUGUCAGUAAGCAGAAGUAUGUGAAGCUGUAUCAUCAUAUAUUUCUGCUGCAAUUGAUGGUCAGACUUGGUUUGCAAUGUUUCUUGGACACUUUCACUCAGCACUUAGUCGAAGCUGUUGGUGGAUAUAAGGACAUGUCUCCCGAAAGCGGUUCGCCGGGACACGUUUGUUUAAAUCGUGUUGUUAUGAACAAAAAGCCUCGUUACUCUGAUGAUAAUCUCAAAAACGCUUUAACCUCCACGAGCGAUAUUUUCUCACCCGACACGUCAUAUGGUUCAGAAAACGUCGCUACGCCAAGUGUAGAGAAAAGUAUAUUAGAAGUAAAUGACGUCAUGAAAGAAAAAGACCAGGACAGUAGAAGCGAGAACGAAUUGUUUCAUUUCGAAUCUGAUAAAGAUAGAAAUCCUAGUAUCAGUAGUAGAAGCAAAUCCCCGACCGGUUCUAUGGAUUCAAACACUGUCGUCAAGGACACAAAUGCGUCACAAACGCCGUCACCUUCCGCCGACAUUACUUCCCCAGGCAAUUCCAGAUUUUUCACGACUAUAUCAUCACCGAAUCCUAAAGACACAAUCAUAAUAACAAAAGACGAUAGCCAGAACGUAUUAAAUAAAAAAUUGCCAACGUCCCCUACUAUAGAUAUACCAAAACCAAUGUUCACAAGCUACUUGCAUUUCGCCGACGAUAUAUCGAAAUCAGAAGGGGGUGAUAAUAAAACUGAGUAUAACGUCCGUCAAAUAAAGAGUCUAGAACUAACUCGCAAUAAUGUAGGGAAGAAUUACAGUACGUUUGAGAUUAGCGAAGAAGAUAAUGAUUUCGGUAAAGACAGAGAUAAUAAAAUAUCCGAUAUGAGUUCAGAGAGUCUCAUCUGGCUGGCGCAUAGACUAGGCCCGGUCCUAACAUGUAGAUACAUAACAAGGAACUUGCUCAAAAUGCUCACUUUAUGUUACAUCGGCAAAGAAAACCUCGCGUCGUGGGACAGCGAUGAUAAAGACGAAUUCGAUAAAAUGUCUAUUGUCAACAGCAAAGUGGUCGGUGACAAGAAUGCUAUAAAGGUCAUAAAAUGUCUCACCACCAUAGUUGCGAUGUACGGCGAGCAGUUGAUAAUAUUUCAAUAUUUACCCCAUAUGGGUGAAUUGAUUGCAUCUUGUAGGAGACGUUUGUCAACGCCGCUAGAGGGAGGUGUUGUCGCGUGCUUACAACUGAUCAAAUAUUUAAUGCCUUUUAUAUCUGACGUUAAGGUUAUGGAACAAUUACAGGAUACAUUUCUGAAGUCAAUCCUUCAACCUGCGUUAAGACUAGCGUCAACCACGCGUUGUUCGUAUCCAAGCGGCGCCGCUGCACGAUGCGCUCUCACUAGGAAGCUAUUAGACGCUAUGUACGUAGUCGCGGUGAGGAUUGGACCGGAAAUGACCAGGAAACAUCUAUGUGUACCAGCCUUACAGAGAUUUUUCCUAGCCUUCGAUAAAGCUUCCGGCAAAACCGACAACUGGCCAAAGCAGGACGAAAGUAGUAUAGAUAAGUCCUCAGAACAAGAUUCGUGUGAUCCAAAGUUGGAGGGUUUCUUGGAGAUAUGUCGUGACGGCAGUACAGCGGAGUGGACAGUGAGGGAUGGUCGCGUAGUGAGAGCGGAUCUACCAGAACUGGCUUGUACUCCACCAUCCUUACCUGAUAGACAAGACGCCACCGCGCUAACAGCUCAAGAAGAACUUCUAAUGGUCUUCGAUGAGGAGUUCGCAUAUCAUUCGUACAACACUUUUUCUAAGUUAAUCGGAAAUGAGACGUUGGAAAGGUGUCUCAAGAACAGUGAAACUAUUCGUGCCCUGUGCUCUAAGUACAGACAAAAUCAUUACAUUAGUUCACCAUUAAAUAUACGUCAAGACAAACGUGUCCAAUCAUCACAGAGUGACGAACCCUUGAACAUUAAGACGAAAGACAUCACUCCGACUAGAGGGGAUGUUGUGAUGGACCAUUUAUCUAGUUCCAAUAGUUUUGGCUCAAACGUCACUCUGGUGGGAAAUAGAAUAGACGUGUCUAAUGUCUGUGAGGCCCGACAGGUUGAUGGGUUUGACGUGGUGGCGUAUAAAAUGGAUGGCAUUAAAAACGACAGACAUCUCCGCGGAGACUGGCUCAUUUACUGGGAACACGAGAUCGGUCGCGCUGACAAGGACACCAGAUUCAAUCUCAAACAAAUAAAACUCCAGACGUUUGUGGGUCACACGCAUUCAGUCAAAUCAAUACACUGUCUUGACAACGAGAACAGCUUUAUGAGUGGCUCCAAGGAUAAGACUGUGAGGCUGUGGUCCUUGAGGAAUCAGGGUGAGGGGAACGCCACUACUCAGUGUAUCUGGACGUACACAGGUCACAAGAAGGGCGUGUUAUCACUCACUUUCCUUGAAUCACUAAGACUAGCUGUGUCCACUGACUCCGUCGUACAUUUAUGGGAUCCUUUCAUGGAAACCGUUGUAUCACAGUUGGAUAACAUCAAGUCUCCAGUGAGUAUAGUCCGCACGCUCCCGGGACCCUCGUGUUCAGUGUUGGCGGCCACCACGGACGCCACGCUUAGAGUCAUCGACGCACGCGCACCCAACCACUCAUACGACUUGAAGGUGCUAGGCGGAGGCACUUCCUUCAUUCGUUGUAUGUGCGUGAGUCCCGACGGCGCCUGGGCAUGUGUGGGUUUGGCCAGUGGUUACGCGGCGGUUAUAGACACGCGCACAGGCACGCACAGGGCGACUUGGCGGGCUCACGAUGGAGAGGUUCUUCGCCUGGCCGCUGUAGAUGACCACCGUGUGCUGAGCUCAGGCUUAGAUCAAGUCACAGCGCUAUGGAGCGCUGACGACGGUGAACUAAUAGCACAUCUCAAAGGCAGCACGGAGCCGGUGCACUGUAUAUCUGUGUACUACAACGAGCUUAUAUCAGGAACUACCAACAAUAGGAUCGGUGUGCACACAUCUUUAGGGCAGGACGCCUCAUUCUCAAGCACUAAACUAAGAUCAGAUACAUUCAAGGGUAUCAUGACGUGUAUGUCUGUGUUACCUCUUAAUAGAUUACUUUUACUCGGCAGCGAUAACGGUACAAUUAGCUUAUUAUGUUGA